CACGAGCGGUUAUUCUUGGCUUGGAAGGGGAUGGGACAAAGCUCAAGGUAGCUUAUUUAUAAGUACUGUGGUUAUGGAUGGCAGAGGUGUGAUUUCCCUUGGUAUCCCAGCAAAAGUUGUAGUUGAUCAUUUUGCGGCUUUAGACUUCCAUGGGGGUUAUUUUCACUUGGCUACUGCAGAUGGGGACGUGAUUGUACAAUCAAAACUUCCGAAAACCCAAUUUCAGAUCAGCAACAACACCGUUUCGGUGCAAACGGUGAAGCCGAAUGGUAAUGUUACUAGUAAUCUUGGUCACUUCCCAUGUAAUACUCCUGAUGAUGACGACAAAGACAAUGAUGGCAGCAACGGUGGCAAAUUGGGAUCUUCUUACUCAUGGAAACUCAAGGGAACCAAGUAUAGGGCGUAUUGCUCCACCCUCGAGAUCAUUGGAGUUCGAUCGGUAUAUGUAUUGACUUGUCCUGCCAAUGGACUUGCAAACGUUGACCAUAAAUCGGUUGUGUUGCUUGGCAUUCUGCUAUUUAUAAUUCUUGUUUCUGUUUGCAUAUUCAUAUUCUUAAUAAUAAGAGCAGCAGGAAGAGAAAUGAUUUUAUGUGCGCGGAUCAUAAAACAAGAAGGCGUGACACGUCAGGCAGAGCGCAAGAGUAUGAAUAAAACUAAAGCCUUCAGUAGAGCAAGCCAUGACGUGCGUGCUUCGUUAGCAGCCAUCACUGGUUUAAUAGAGUUGUGUCCUCAAGAUGCCAAUCCUGACUCCGAAUUAGCAGCCAACUUGGCCCAGAUGGAUACUUGUACAAAUGACCUCCUAGGCAUAUUGAAUUCCGUUCUUGAUAUAAGCAAGAUUGAAGCCGGAAAAGUGCAACUUGAAAUUGAAGAAUUCAAUCUGGCUCAGCUUCUUGAGGAUGUCGUUGACAUGUUCUAUACUAUUGCUAUCAAGAAAGGAGUUGACAUCGUGCUCGAUCCUUGUGACGAUUCAAUUGUCAAAACAUGUUAUGUGAGAGGCGACAGAGGAAAGCUUAAACAGAUAAUGUGCAACUUACUCAGCAAUGCCGUGAAGUUUACAUCUGAAGGUCAUAUCACAGUUCGUGCCAUGGUUCCGAAAACUAGUUAUGAAAAUGAAAUCAUCGCUUCCAAUAAUAAUCGCGUGCUGAAUUGUUUGUCAUGGCUCUUUUACAAGAGUACAGAAGAUUUCAACGAUUUGGAUGCUCUUCAGACAUCUCAGAAAGAUCCAAACAACACAAAGUUUGUCAUUGAGGUCGAUGAUACAGGUGAGGGAAUUCCUAAAGACAAGCAAGAAUUUGUUUUCGAAAACUUUGUGCAAGUUACAGACCGGGCUACUGGAAAAGAAGGAUCUGGUUUGAGACUUGGUAUUGUUGAAUCUUUGGUGCGUCUAAUGGGCGGAGAAAUAAGAAUUCUUGAUAAAGAGAAUGGUGAGAGAGGCACUUGUUUCAGCUUUGAUGUUUCUCUUCUAACAUGUAAACCCAAGUCUGGUGACAUUGAAGAGGAAUCCCCUAUAAUGCAUAGUGAUCGCUCUGCGAAUGCAUUUCAACCUUUUGGUAUACAACUUUUGGUGCCUUCACCAAAACAAGAGGGGUCUCAUGUCGUACUCUUCAUAGAAGGCGAUGAACGAAGAAAGAUUUUGGUGAAGUACAUCAGCAGGUUGAACAUAAAAGUAUCAUAUGUAAAGUAUGCGAACAAUCUUCUUCCACAACUUGAGAAGAUAAAGCGUAAGUUGGAUAUUUCCUACUUUAAUUAUUCAGAAAAAUCCCAACAAGUUUUUCAUGACCAAUUAAGCACAUCUGCAUUCAAAAACUCGGAUUCAAGAGCAAGUGAUGGAUCUCACAGCACCAAGGAAGAAGAUGGACAUACUUGUAGGAAGAUCAACUCUAGAAAUUCACCUGCGAGCAACGUACUCGUUGUGAUUGACACCAACGGAGGUGCUUUCUCUGAGCUGUAUACAACUAUGGCUAGCUUCAGGAAAGACAUUCAUAACUCAAGAUGCAAGGUUGUCUGGCUCGAUAGUUCAAUCACGCGCAACACGCAUCCGCUGCAAAUGGAAGGAUGUAGCCUAGCUCCUCCAAAUGAUUACAUCAUAUACAAACCAUUUCACGGAUCACGCUUACAUAAAGUAUUGGGACUAUUACCUGAACUUAAGAGAUGCAACUUGCCAGAACUAGAAACGAGAAAACAAGAUCAAGAAGCGCAACAAAUAGAGCUUGAGCUCGCAACAAAUGAAUCAGGAAUGUCGUCGUCAUUGCAACAAAUAACCAUUCAUAAAUGUGUAGAGAAAAAAAGUGACCAGGAGCUCUUGCACGGAAAGAAAGUUCUGGUUGUUGACGAUGAUCAAGUAACAAGAAAGGUAAUUGCUAGUUCUCUUCAAGGACUCGGAGCAGUCGUUGAAGUGUUAGAGAACGGGAAAGAGGCCUUUGAACAAGUUUUCAAAGCUCUAAGCGAUCAUAGCAAGAAGGGUCAUACGAAUUCCACCCUCUACGACUACAUUUUCAUGGAUUGUCAGAUGCUGAUAAUGGAUGGAUUCGCAGCAACAAGACUGAUACGGAUGGAGGAAAAACAGUACGGCGUUCAUCUUCGAAUUAUCGCGUUAACAUGUCAUGCGGUAACUGAGGAGGUUAGCAAGACUCUUGAAGCAGGGAUGGAUGUCCAUUUAACCAAACCAUUCAAGAUGGACAAGUUCAUGCGGGUCAUCAAAUCCUUUGAGGACAAUUAAAACUAGUUUUUCCGUUUCUUGUUUUCGUAGAGUGUUGGGUUUUAGUUUUUUGCUGUGAAUAAUUUUGUGUUUCUCCGGCAAAUAAGUUUGUAUUGUUGGUUUCCUCCGAUCUAAAUCCAUCUGUAUAUAAUUAUCGAUCUAAUUUUGAGACAAUGAAGGUAUAUAUAUUGGGUGAGUUACAACUUUGA
Malus domestica (apple) is the source of this 2907-nucleotide messenger RNA. Its product is annotated as histidine kinase CKI1-like. Gene Ontology annotation, biological process: phosphorylation; phosphorelay signal transduction system. Gene Ontology annotation, molecular function: phosphorelay sensor kinase activity. NCBI's taxonomy places the organism in Eukaryota, Viridiplantae, Streptophyta, Magnoliopsida, Rosales, Rosaceae. The record is from RefSeq and is a predicted model, not a curated record. Gene Ontology annotation, cellular component: nucleus.